AUGUUACGCGAGUACCUUCUUCUGCCACUGCUGGCAUCAUAUGCAGCAGCUGUGCAGAUCUCGGUAGCUAAGUCUGGAGGCAAUGUUACGACUAACUUGCAGUAUGGUGCGAUGGAGGAGGAGAUCAACCACUGCGGCGAAGGUGGUCUAUAUGCGGAGUUGAUUCGCAAUCGAGCUUUUCAGGGCAGCACAACAUAUCCAUCCAGCCUGGAUGCUUGGUCAGCUGUUGGGGACUCGAGUUUGUCUCUCCAGAACUUGAGCAAUCCUCUUUCUUCGGCGUUGCCUACCUCUGUUCGAGUCAAAGGAAAAGGCACCUCUGGCUUCAGUAACUCAGGCUUCUGGGGAAUCGAUGUUCGACCGCAGAAAUAUUCAGGAUCAUUCUAUGUCAAGGGAUCUUACAGUGGUGCUUUUACUGCUUAUCUCAAGUCCGCGACGACUGGAGAAGUAUGGGCAAGCGCCAAGGUGUCUUCAAAGAGUGUUGCCAAGGAAUGGGUGCAGCAUGAGUUUGUUCUCACACCAUCGAAGAAAGCCCCAAACUCCAACAAUACGUUUUCGCUAACCUUUGAUGCGUCGAAAGCAUCUGGCGGCUCGCUAGACUUCAACUUGAUCAGCCUCUUCCCGCCAACUUGGAAUGAUCGCCCAAAUGGAAUGCGACGGGACCUCAUGCAGGCAUUAAGCGACUUGGGGCCGAAAUUCCUACGAUUCCCCGGUGGCAACAACCUUGAGGGAGACACCAUCGACGGUCGAUGGAAGUGGAAUGAGACAAUCGGACCGCUCAAGGACCGACCUGGUCGCGCCACGACUUGGCAAUACCAAGAGACUAGCGGCAUGGGCUUGGUUGAAUACAUGGAGUGGUGUGAUGACCUCAACAUGGAACCAAUUCUUGCUGUAUGGGCCGGUCUGGCUCUGAAUGGAGAUGUAAUUGCCGAGGAAGACCUUGAUUUCUACGUGCAAGAUGCUUUGCAUGAGAUUGAGUUCUUGACUGGCUCUGUUGAUACCGAGUAUGGUGCCUUGCGCGCGAAGUAUGGCCACCCAGACCCGUGGGUCAUCCGAUAUAUCGAGGUUGGGAACGAAGACAAUCUCAACAGUGGUCUAAGCUCGUAUGAGUCCUACCGGUUUGCGGCGUUUUACGAUGCAAUCACCGAGAAGUAUCCCGAUAUCCAGGUCCUCGCAUCAACUGUCGCAAUGACUCUUCCAGGCACGGCUGGUGGUGACUACCAUUUAUACGAUAUUCCGGAUAACUUCAUCACUAAAUUCGAUAUGUUCGAUAGCUACAGCACUGAGCAUCCUAUUCUCCUUGGUGAAAUUGCUGCGACCGAGUGGAACAACGGAGUUGGCAUCGACUGGAGUGAUACUCACUUUUCUCUCUAUCCUUGGUGGCUCGCCUCGGUUGCCGAGGCCGUUUUCCUUCUGGGUGCUGAACGCAAUGCGGACAAGAUCAUUGGAACUACUUAUGCUCCAUUCUUGAUGAACCUCGAUAACUACGAAUGGUCCCCGACUAUGAUCUCAUUCAACGCCGACCCCGAUGAUACUGCGCGGUCUACUAGUUGGCACGUCUACAAUCUUUUCAAUAAGAACCACAUGACCAACACUCUGCCGGCAUCUUCAAAUAGCAGCUUUGGUCCACUUUACUAUGUCGCUGGUCUGGAUGACAAGACAGACUCGCGUAUCUUCAAAGCGGCUGUCUACAACAGCACUGCGGACGUUCCCGUGUCAUUGACCUUCGAGGGUAUUGGGCGGGGCGCGACUGCGGACUUGACCGUCCUCACCGCGCCAAGUGGCUUCUCGAUGAAUGAAGUUGGCGCUGCCAACGUGGUCCAAAGUAAGACAACGAAGAUCAAGGCUGGCAAACAAGGUGUAUUCAGCUUCAAGCUGCCGAACCUGAGUGUUGCAGUUCUGACAACCAACUGA
This is a messenger RNA of Penicillium macrosclerotiorum, 1911 nucleotides long. RefSeq names its product alpha-L-arabinofuranosidase A. Gene Ontology annotation, molecular function: alpha-L-arabinofuranosidase activity. Gene Ontology annotation, biological process: L-arabinose metabolic process. NCBI's taxonomy places the organism in Eukaryota, Fungi, Ascomycota, Eurotiomycetes, Eurotiales, Aspergillaceae. The record is from RefSeq and is a predicted model, not a curated record. The transcript has 8 exons. The coding region runs from base 1 to 1911 and encodes 636 amino acids.